Messenger RNA from Vigna umbellata (rice bean), 958 nucleotides. RefSeq names its product Serine/Threonine-kinase. The record is from RefSeq and is a predicted model, not a curated record. Lineage: Eukaryota; Viridiplantae; Streptophyta; Magnoliopsida; Fabales; Fabaceae.
GAAAUUUCAAAUCUCUUUCUCUCUCACUCAGAAUCACAAGCCAUCAUGGCAGCCAAAGCAAAAGAAAGGGAUUGUGUUACAAUAAAGAAUGGGAGAAAAGGAAAGAAGCACGUUGCCAACCCCAUCUUAGUACACUCAAAAACUUCACCAAAACCCUCUUCUUCUUCUCCUUCUUCACUCUCUUCACAAAUGAAAAUACUUUGCUCCCUUCCUCCAACUCUCUCUUACUUUCACUUUUCUUUGUUCAUGCAAGAUCCAAAGAACGAUUCAAACUCAAGUUGCAGGAAGCCCUGGUAUCAAAGAGCAAUGGAGGUGACUAGUCUAUGGAAAAGUAUUUCCAAAUCCGCAGAAAUUCCCGCAGGUAAUUCAACCAUAUGGAAGACACCAUCAAUGCCAAAAUCCCCUCAAGUUCCUACACCGAGUGGUAACAAGAACAAGCUAAGAAAAUGUGCCUCCCUGAAGGUUGCAACAUCCUUCACAAGGGUUUGUCUUUGUGCACCUAUGUAUUCAUAUAAUGAGAUUUUGAGAGCUGAAGCACCACCCAGAAGAAGCAAUAGUUACCCAAGAUCAAAGCCAUUGCAAAGUGCACAUGAAAGAAGUCCUAGUGCCAGGCUUAGCACAGAGGGAAGGAGAGUCUUCAGGGGAAAAUCAUUGACCGAUGAUGUUCUAAUGAGAAGGUUUGUGAUUGAGGAAGAGGCAAUGAUGCAAAUAAGAAGAAGAAAUCAAAUGGAAGUUAUUAGGAAGAGGAGUAUGAUUAGAAGAAAGAAGCUUGGGCCUAGUCCUCUUAGUAGAAUGGUUAUGGCAAAUCAUAUUGGACAAUUUUAAUUGAUUGGUCCAAUUCCUAUAGUGCCAAGUCCACUUGGUGAAUUUUGAUUCUCCAUCCCUUCUUUUUUUUUCUUAAUUCCAUUCACUCAACUUUUUCACUUAAUGGGUUAUCUUGCAACAUUUAAUUUUACAU